Odocoileus virginianus texanus is the source of this 1275-nucleotide messenger RNA. The record is from RefSeq and is a predicted model, not a curated record. Lineage: Eukaryota; Metazoa; Chordata; Mammalia; Artiodactyla; Cervidae.
AUGGGCCAGGAAGAUCUCCUGGAGGAGGGGGACCUGGCCAAGAAGAAGAUCUACCCCACCAUCUGGUGGCUGUUCCGGGAUGGCCUUUUGCCCGAAGAUACCUACAUCGUGGGCUACGCCCGCUCCCGCCUCACAGUGGCUGACAUCCGCAAGCAGAGCGAGCCCUUCUUCAAAGCUACCCCGGAGGAGAAGUCCAAGCUGGAGGAGUUCUUUGCCCGCAACUCCUACGUGGCUGGCCAGUAUGAUGACGCUGCCUCCUACGAGCGCCUCAACAGCCACAUAAAUGCCCUUCACCAGGGCACACAGACCAACCGCCUCUUCUACCUGGCCUUGCCCCCAACUGUCUACGAGGCUGUCACCAAAAACAUCCACGAGACCUGCAUGAGCCAUACAGGUUGGAACCGCAUCAUCGUGGAGAAGCCCUUUGGGAGGGACCUGCAGAGCUCCGACCGACUGUCCAACCACAUCUCUUCCCUGUUCCGUGAGGACCAAAUCUACCGCAUCGACCACUACCUGGGCAAAGAGAUGGUCCAGAACCUCAUGGUGCUGAGGUUUGCCAACAGGAUCUUCGGGCCCAUUUGGAAUCGGGACAACAUCGCCUGCGUCAUCCUCACCUUCAAAGAGCCCUUUGGCACUGAGGGUCGUGGGGGCUACUUUGAUGAAUUUGGGAUCAUCCGGGACGUGAUGCAGAACCACCUCCUGCAGAUGCUGUGUCUGGUGGCCAUGGAGAAGCCUGCCUCCACCGACUCGGAUGACGUGCGUGAUGAGAAGGUCAAGGUGUUGAAAUGUAUCUCAGAGGUGCAGGCGAGCAACGUGGUCCUGGGCCAGUAUGUGGGGAACCCCAACGGAGAGGGGGAGGCCACCAAAGGGUACCUGGACGACCCCACGGUACCCCGUGGGUCCACCACGGCCACCUUUGCGGCCGCCGUCCUCUACGUGGAGAACGAGCGCUGGGACGGGGUGCCCUUCAUCCUGCGCUGUGGCAAAGCCCUGAACGAGCGCAAGGCCGAGGUGCGCCUACAGUUCCGUGACGUGGCCGGGGACAUCUUCCGGCAGCAGUGCAAGCGCAACGAGCUGGUGAUCCGUGUGCAGCCCAACGAGGCCGUGUACACCAAGAUGAUGACCAAGAAGCCCGGCAUGUUCUUCAACCCCGAGGAGUCGGAGCUUGACCUGACCUAUGGCAACCGAUACAAGAACGUGAAGCUCCCUGACGCCUACGAGCGCCUCAUCCUGGAUGUCUUUUGCGGGAGCCAGAUGCACUUCGUACGCAGGUGA